Molecule: messenger RNA, 1072 nt
Organism: Mycotypha africana
Lineage: Eukaryota; Fungi; Mucoromycota; Mucoromycetes; Mucorales; Mycotyphaceae
Exons: 6
Coding region: 1-918 (305 amino acids)
Source: RefSeq, a predicted model, not a curated record
AUGGAUUAUGUGGAAUGUGUUACUUUCUCUUUACAGAUUGGCGUUUUCUUUCUAAUGCAGUGUUUCUGGAACUACCUAUCCAAUACAGUAGCCAAAAAGAGUUUUAUGAGUUCUUGGGAGUUUAGGCUCUACAUUAUUUGGGCUUUAUGUAGCAUGGCCAUGUUUCCGAUUCUUCAAUGGGUCUACAGAGACGAUGUUGAGAAAAGAGAAAUUAUUCCCCAACUCGCCUAUGGCUCCAUUAUCAAGCGACUUUCUUAUUUCAAAGACAUGAACUUGAUGGUGAUUGUUGUUAUUACCUGCUAUGCCUCUUCGUUUAUUAUUCUAUGUGUGGAUGGUUUGACGGAAGCUAAGAUUAUAAACAGCAAUAAGUUUGCAACAGAUGCCCUCAUUGCCAAUGCAAAUAUCUGUUCCAUAUUUUUAUGGCUUUGUUUGAUAUCCAUCUUUCAUCCUCGUCCCCAAUAUACUCGUAAACUUGUCGAAUCAACUCAAAAUGAAUCUACUUUCAGAUAUUCUACUAGUCGCCAACAAAAAGACGAAGAUAGGUCUUCUAAUCAUAUUCAUACCUCGGGAAGACCUUUAUCACCUCAAUCUCAAUUCUCGUACCAACAUGGAAAUCAUACCCGCAGUCUGGCUAUUGAAGAUCCUUACAGUAGCGAACCUGUUAUGUUCUCUAUGAUGGAUAUAUCCUCCGCUAAACAACAAUAUCAUGAAGGUUUGAGCAACGAUAUUUAUUCUUAUACCAGUGGUCACCAACAAUCAAAAUUAGCAACUGCCACAACGGUAGCACCUCAAAGGAUCAGACGCCCUUCCUGGGAGGCCUACCAUACAACAAAUUAUAGCCCGCAAUUCACUCAAGCUGGAGAGCAACAAAUGGUUCAAGAUUGGUUAAGGCAAUCGCCAAAUAGACGAAACGCAUAGAAAAAGCAUUUUUAAAAUUCCAGCUUCAUUGUUUUCUCUAUCUCUUCAUUCCAUAUGUAUUUUUAGUUCCUGUAUCGCUCCUAAUACCAUUUUAAUACCAUCUCUAAUUCAAUUCAUUCAAUAUUCGCGACUGCGGAUUCAUUAGAUAUCCCAC